UCUGUGAUUUGUUAAUCAUUCUUUUGUAAUUCCAAUCUUAGAAUCCAUGGAUUCAGCAACCAAAAGGCGAAAGACCGACGAGAACGGUGACGCUGCUUCAGGUAUGAAGUUAAAACCGGAGGACGCUCGUAAGAUCAUCGAAACCUUUACUCAAGAGCAGCUCCUCAACAUCCUCCAAGACGCCGCUGUCCUUCACUUGGACGUUCUAGAUGCAGUCCGUGCCAUCGCCGAUUGCGACCCAACGCAGCGCAAGCUCUUCAUCCGCGGUCUCGGAUGGGACACAGCCUCCGAAGGCCUACUCACUCUGUUCUCACAAUACGGUGAUCUUGAAGAAGCGGUGGUAAUUCUUGACAAGGUUACAGGAAAGAGCAAAGGUUACGGCUUUGUCACUUUUAAGCACAUCGACGGUGCUAUGCUAGCGUUGAAGGAGCCCAGCAAGAAGAUAGAUGGUCGAAUGACUGUCACUCAGCUCGCCGCUGCAGGGAAUUCAGGUUCCACCGUAAAUCAGCCCUCUGCGGCUGAUCUCUCAAUGCGGAGGAUUUACGUUGGGAAUGUUCCGCAAGAUAUGCCGGCGGAUCGUCUCUUAGUUCACUUCUCGUCUUAUGGUGAGAUAGAAGAAGGGCCAUUAGGGUUCGACAAGCAGACUGGGAAGUCUAGAGGGUUUGCGUUGUUUGUGUACAAAACCGCUGAGGCCGCAAAGGCUUCACUUGUGGAUGCCACCAAGAACAUUGAUGGGUAUCCAUUAAUUUGCAAAUUGGCGAUCGAAGGAAAGAGGGCUUCGGCCAAGCCCGUCCAAGUUGCAGUUGGUGCUGGAGGAGUUCAGGCCCCUAUUGGUGGCCCUGGAGAAAUCGUUGGAGAUGGGCUUGGCUUGCCGCCUCCUUCUUCCAUGCCGAGCACUUUUACUUCUCAGUAUGGUGGUCCACCGGCUGGGCUUUCUUCCUAUGGUGGUUUUUCCGGUGCCCACCAGGGGCCACCUCCAUUUGGUGGCCACCUCCAUCACAAUCUGAACUCGCCUCUGCAGUCAACAAUUGGUGCUUCUGGGCUGUCCUCUGUUGGGAGUCAGGUUCCAUCUUCGUUGGGUGCCACAGGUGGUUAUGGUGCAGGAUUGAGUGGUGGUCCAUAUGGUGCUUCACAGUACGCUGGGCCUACUUCGGGCGGUGAUGGUGGAUUGGGUGGUGGCGGAUCAUCUUUGUAUCGGUGGCCGGCGAGUUCGGUUUUGCCUUCUGGGAAUUAUCCAGAGAGUGGACACUAUGGAUUGACGUCAUCCGCGUAUCCAAGUCAGCAUCACCCGCAUACAGGGAUAUCGCCAGCGCCUAGGGUACCACCUGGGGCAAUGUAUCAGAGCAUGCCUCCUUAUUGAUAAGGGUAGCGUGAAUAGCUGUUUUUCUUUGUAUGAUGUGAAAUGAUGGAUUGAGUUUGAAUGGGUGUUUGAUUCAGGUAUAUGGCAGCUUCUUGGCCGCACAUGCCUUAAAUGGUUAUGGUGAUUGCAGACAAUGUAAACUCUGGUUUGAUGAAAUGGUUGGCUGUACUGUUGUCGCCGCUUCUCCUCUUCUGUGCCCCUUUAAGACGUGGUUUACUUUUCUGUGGCUGGUAGUCAAUGUUCAAAGAGCUAUAUUAGUCUUAGUGUUUAGAAAAUUCUCUACCUACUGCGUGAGCCAUCUGCCACAUUGUUUUUUUUGAUAUCUAUUGACAGAUAACACUUCUGUGAUGCUUAUUGAUGGAUAAUAACAUGACCUUUACAUAACUUUCUUAA
Messenger RNA from Telopea speciosissima, 1753 nucleotides. RefSeq names its product UBP1-associated protein 2C-like. Bases 47 to 1360 code for a protein of 437 amino acids. The transcript is spliced from 2 exons. Gene Ontology annotation, molecular function: RNA binding. The record is from RefSeq and is a predicted model, not a curated record. NCBI's taxonomy places the organism in Eukaryota, Viridiplantae, Streptophyta, Magnoliopsida, Proteales, Proteaceae.